AUGACCGGAAACCUCGUCCUGCUAACCGGUGCCACCGGCAUGAUCGGCUUCAAAACCCUCGUCGAGCUCCUCGAGAGCGGAUACACGGUCCGCGCGGCCGUCCGCAACCAGGCCGGCUUCGACAGGAUCUCCUCCCUGCCCCCGGUGCAAAAAUACAAGCCGCAGCUCACCAGCUUCAUCGUUCCGGACAUUACCGUCCCGGGGGCGUACGACGAAGCCGUCAAGGGAGCCGAGUACAUUGUGCACGCUGCGUCCCCGAUACCCGCCGCCGUCAUCGGACCACAAGCCCACGGGGCGUGCCUCAUCCGGCCCGCCGUCCAAGGCACCGUGGGGAUACUCGAGUCGGCUCUCAGGACGACGGGGACCCGACGCGUCGUCAUCACGGCCAGCGUGGUGUCGAUUGUGAGCCCCGCGCGACUCGCCGCCGGUAAAGUCAUCGACGGCAAGUCGCACCCCGUGCUUGAUGCCUGUCCCCAAAACACGUUCGACGUCGCGACGGAGCCCCCGUUCGCGGACGACUUCGCCGCCUACGCCGCCUCCAAGGCGCUUGCGUACCGAGCGACCAAGGACUUUGUCGCCGCCAACAACCCGCCGUUUGACGUCGUCAACAUCAUGCCCAUAUACGUCUUUGGCCGCGACGAGACCGUCACGGAAGCAAGUUCCAUCGCCAAGGGAAGCAACAGCCUUAUCAUGGGCCCGCUCCUCGGCCACGCGCGCGACCGCCUCGUCAGCGGGGAGGGCGUGCACGUCGACGACGUGGCAAGGAUGCACGUGUUGGCCCUGGAUCCCCAAGUCGCCGGGAAUCAGGAUUUUCUGGCUGCCUCGCCGGGCCUCGGGGGAGUCGACUGGACAGAGACGUUUGAGAUUGUCAAGCGGCGCUAUCCAAAGGAGUACGCGGACGGCGUGUUCAAUUUCGACGGCGUCGCAGACCAGGCCACCCCGUCGCCUCCGGCCAGGGUGGACAGUGCCAAGGCGACGAGGGUCCUGGGGAUCCAGUUCAAGACGUUUGAGGAGCAGGUUGUUUCUGUCGUCGACCACUUCCUGGAGCUCACGGGCAGGAAGUAG
Molecule: messenger RNA, 1065 nt
Organism: Metarhizium album ARSEF 1941
Lineage: Eukaryota; Fungi; Ascomycota; Sordariomycetes; Hypocreales; Clavicipitaceae
Product: reductase
Exons: 3
Coding region: 1-1065 (354 amino acids)
Molecular function (GO): oxidoreductase activity, acting on the CH-OH group of donors, NAD or NADP as acceptor
Source: RefSeq, a predicted model, not a curated record